Messenger RNA from Candidozyma auris, 795 nucleotides. RefSeq names its product ubiquitin-specific protease. Gene Ontology annotation, molecular function: cysteine-type deubiquitinase activity. Lineage: Eukaryota; Fungi; Ascomycota; Pichiomycetes; Serinales; Metschnikowiaceae. The transcript has a single exon. The coding region runs from base 1 to 795 and encodes 264 amino acids. Gene Ontology annotation, biological process: ubiquitin-dependent protein catabolic process; protein deubiquitination. Gene Ontology annotation, cellular component: cytoplasm. The record is from RefSeq and is a predicted model, not a curated record.
AUGAUCAGGAAUCAUGUGACCGGAUCAGCGAUUCUUGAAUCUCCGACGCUAGCGAGUGAACAGACGCUGACCACAGCAACUUUUUUAAUGCCAGAUUCCAAGUGCGUGAUUCCUCUCGAGUCGAAUCCCGAAAUCUUCAACUCUUUAGCGCACAAGAUUGGUCUUUCGCCAGUUCUCGAGUUCAAUGAUGUAUUUUCAAUCACUGAUCCUCAAUUGCUCGCAUUCUUACCGCAGCCUGUAAUGGCUCUAGUGAUGCUAUUUCCUUUGACAGAAUCUUACGAGCAAUAUCGCAAACAAGAGGACGCCAAAGAAGGUCAUGACUCUUCGAAAGUCAUUUGGUUCAAGCAAACUAUCCGGAACGGGUGCGGUUUGUACGCCUUGCUCCACGCAAUGGCAAACUUGCCUCGAGAAUUUAUCAUUGAGGACUCAAUGGUUAACAAGUUGUUACUUCUGCAGCUUUCCAGUGAACUGCUGGUUGAGGAGAAGGCCAAACUUGUUGAAAGCUUGGAGCAGAACAUUCAGCUUGACGACAACUAUGGUAAUCAAGGGCAAACCACUGCACCUGAUGCCACUGAAUCGGUUGAGUUUCAUUUCAUCACUUAUGUGAAGGGAUCUGAUGGCCAUCUUUAUGAGUUGGAUGGUAGAAGAACAGGCCCAGUCGAUUUGGGUGAGUGCGACGAGACCCACAUUUUAAGCGACCCAAAGCUAGUGGAGAAGAUCCAAUUCUAUAUGAACAACACUGACGAAGCUCAAAGAAAUCACUUUGCCUUAAUGGCUCUUGGCGCGUGCAUGUGA